Molecule: messenger RNA, 1394 nt
Organism: Paramacrobiotus metropolitanus
Lineage: Eukaryota; Metazoa; Tardigrada; Eutardigrada; Parachela; Macrobiotidae
Product: hatching enzyme 1.2-like
Exons: 11
Coding region: 59-1381 (440 amino acids)
Biological process (GO): proteolysis
Molecular function (GO): metalloendopeptidase activity; zinc ion binding
Source: RefSeq, a predicted model, not a curated record
CGUUACUGCACCAAAACACGCACAAUAAUAAAAUCUCGCUCCAUCGAUCACAGUCGCCAUGCAGUCUACCGUGCACGCUCUGUUUUUGGUUCCGCUAGUCUUUUUAGCAGUUUCUGGAAGAGUCUGUUGGGCGAUUGAUCCUCAAGAAUGGUGCUGUGCUCUGCCGCCAAGCGUGGCGCCGACCUACGAGGCUUGUACAGCGAUUGACUGUUCAGCAACAACUCCGAGCACAUCGAAGCCGGUGACGAGCGCUUCCACCACAAAAGUGGCGGAUGUGAUUAUCACCGAUGCGCAGAUUACGGAGACCACGGGCAAAGGACCGCGCGCGGAAGGCGAAAUGCUCUCGGCACCCGAUAUCUUCGAGGGCGACAUCCUAGGAUACACCCCCGGGAUAAAAGUGCCUCAGGAAACAGAGAAAGUGGCCAACAACUUCGUGAAAAAUGACGAUCUGCGCUGGCCGGGUGGCGUGGUUCCUUACAUGCUAUCCAGACAAUUCAGACCGAUCGACAAACAGUCGGUGCGCAACGCCUUGCAGAUCUUCCAAGCAAAAACUCCUAUAAUCUUCCGGGAAAAGACCGACGCCGAUAAGGAUUUCGUCUACAUUGGACCCUCUUUCGGAUGCAGUUCGUACGUCGGUCGGCAGAAAGGUCAACAAACGUUGGCUCUCCAAGUUCCGGGAUGCAUGGGUCCGGGAUACGUCCACCACGAACUCAUGCACGCAAUUGGAUUUUUUCAUGAACAGUCACGAACGGAUAGAGACCAAUAUGUCGACAUCAACUGGGACAACAUCGAGAAGGGCCAGAAUUUGCAAUUUCAAAGGUAUACCGAUAAGGAAAUUACAGCGUUCGGUAAACCGUACGACUUUGGAUCCAUUCUGCACUACGGAAUGUACGACUUCGCCAGAAAGAAGGACACCUGGACCAUCCGCCCAAAGGACGGUCCGCAAUACGAAGAGAAUGCCGCCAAAAUGGGGCAGAGAAAGGAGCUAAGUCAGACGGAUAUUGAGAAGAUCCAACUGGCUUACGGAAAACCGUCUGAUGACACCACGUGUCUGACGACCCAGGGUUGGGUGACCUUUCAAAACUCCUGCUACUAUUUUUCAUUCCUAGCGGAACCUCCGUUAAAGAAAACUUUCUCUCGAGCGCGGACCUUCUGCCGGGAAAAGAACGCCAAAAUCUCUCGAACUCCGAGGAACAGGAUCGAAGAAUUUUUCAGCUCACAGCUAUCCAGUGAUGCAGCCGACCUGGACGAUGACGAGAGGGUGUACGUGUCUAACUGCAAUACGAUAACCCGCAGUAACGUCCAUAAGCCGGGCGAAUCAGACUGCGAUGAGUCGCUGUACUUUGUCUGUUCAAAGCGUAUUUCGCGGUUAUCCGAGUAAACUCUGUGUUUCA